Molecule: messenger RNA, 2905 nt
Organism: Mesoplodon densirostris (Blainville's beaked whale)
Lineage: Eukaryota; Metazoa; Chordata; Mammalia; Artiodactyla; Ziphiidae
Gene: LITAF
Product: lipopolysaccharide induced TNF factor
Exons: 7
Coding region: 686-1171 (161 amino acids)
Biological process (GO): regulation of cytokine production
Molecular function (GO): zinc ion binding
Source: RefSeq, a predicted model, not a curated record
CCUAGCGCGCCGAUUGGGCGCGGGUGGGUGCGAGGCCCGGGCUGGGGGCCCUGCCUCCAACCCCCCAGAGGCCCCCCUUACUCCCGCCAGCUUACGGAGGGGAAAACUGAGGCGCACAGCAGGUUGCCAUGUUGUGAGCUGCCACGUUGGAGGGGCCCACGUGGAAAGGAACUGAAUGCUGCCAACGUGUACUGAAGGAGCUUGGAAGCUGGAUCCUUGCCCAGUCAUGCCUGCAGGACACAUGAGAAGUUGGGGCCUGGAGAAUGUGGUCAGGGGGAGAAAUGGUAGAAGAAAACCACAGCUGAGAACACCAGACGCUGGACCAAAGCUGAUGUGUGACUUAUAGUAUGGUUACAUAUUCACCAGGGCCACCUGCCCACUGAGACCUGGGAUAACACGGGCCAAAGGUGGCCCAUCAGCUCCGAAACCUGUCAUUCUGCGCAUGCCUGACAGACCACGGGGACGGGAAGGAGUCAAGCGGACCCCGGUGGAAACCCACAGAUGUUUGCAGUUGAUGACAGACAUGUCAGCAGAUGGAAUUAAAGAAUUUGCCAGCAACUGUUGCCUGUUUACCAAAACUCCCUCAGUGAAGCUCACCUUCAGCUCUUGGAGGCGACCGCUUGGGCCCCAAGUCAGGGAUGCCUGGCUCUGAUGGCCACUCACCUGCUGUGUGGCCUGGGGUAAAAUGUCUGCUCCAGGAUCCUACCAGGCGGCUGCUGGACCUUCCUCGGUGCCAACUGCACCCCCAUCCUAUGAAGAGACAGUUUCUGUUAACAAUUACUACCCCACACCUCCAGCACCCAUGCCUGGGCCGGCCACGGGGCUCAUGACGGGCCCGGAUGGAAAGGGCAUAAAUCCGCCUGGGUACUACACCCAGCCAGUGCCCGUCCCCAAUGCCAAUGCAAUUGCUGUGCAGACAGUCUACGUGCAGCAGCCCAUCUCCUUUUUCGACCGCCCGGUCCAGAUGUGUUGUCCUUCCUGCAACAAGAUGAUCGUGACUCGGCUGUCCUAUAAUGCCGGCGCCCUCACCUGGCUCUCCUGCGGGAGCCUGUGCCUUUUGGGGUGCAUUGCAGGCUGCUGCUUCAUCCCUUUCUGUGUGGACGCCCUGCAGGAUGUGGACCACUACUGUCCCAACUGCAAAGCUCUCCUGGGCACCUACAAGCGUUUGUAGGACUCAGCCAGACCUGAAGGGAGCCGUGUGCUGCAGGAAGGCCUUUCCGACUCUCACCCAGCCCCGCCCCUGGUGAAGGCUCCAUUUUGGUGGUCUCAUCUCUCCAGGGUCUCCACCUUCGUGUCUUCUUUUGGGGGGAAAAUAUCGCAAAAAUAACACACCUCCAAACCCCAGAAAUUGCUGCUUGGAGUCGUGCACAGGACAUGCAAAGACAUUCUCCUUGAGUGCUGGUUCAAGGGUUUCCUGCCUCCCCGUCUGUGACCCCAAGUCAUCCCAUCCAACUGUGAUCAUUGUCCCGUCUGAGUAUCUUCUGGUGAUUGGCCACUGAUUUUUUUGCCUCAGUGGGCCUUUCUCUUGGUGGUCUCAAACUGAGAAGCCCCAGAUUGCCUUAUUUUUUAAACUGUUCUGGCCCCAGUACGGCUGAACCAACCUUUAGUGCCUACCGUCAUAGCCAUCUGUUUCCACUUCUGAUGACAAAAAUCUUGCCUUACAGUUUAAGGGCUUGGCUUUCAGAUUCUGUAACUGUAGGCUUUUAAAUAGCACACAAAUUCACUUUAAUUUCUUAAUUCGUUUUUAAGUACAGGGAGGGGUUAUUCACACCCAUCAGACACAUAGCCAUGAGGUCAUAAACGCAGGCUAGGAAUAGAAGGCUGGAUCUUUUCACUGAUCUGCCUUCUUUGGACCAGAUCCUCUUUGGACCAGCCACUUUCCAUGAAGAGCUUUUUUUUUUUUGGUAGAGGAAUUGUUUGUAUUAACAGUUUUUGUGACCUCCUUUUGGUCUUAAACACCUUUGAACAUAAUUUUGAAAGGAGGGAUUUAUAGAACUGUUUUCCCUAACCAUAUGACUCGUAUCAUUUUCCCAUUUGCCAAUGCACUCUCACUUUUUUUUUUUUUUUUUCCUUAACAGAAAAAGUAACGGGGAUAAUUUCAUCCACUGCCUUUACUUGGGUUUAGUGUUGUUCCUAAAGACCUCCAUAAUGGAACUCUUAAAGCGGGUCCCCUUUUGGGUUCCUGGUGGAUAUUUGGAAAGACAAAGGAAAGCGUGUUUGAGCACGUCUGAGUACCAUGGUGCUGAAAAGUGUGGGGACCUGACUGUUUCAAAGGCAUCUGAAGUCUGGAUUUUAUUUUUCAGAAAUCAAUUUGUUGUAUAACAUCUGAAGACAUGAUUUCUAGGACUGAAGCAGCAAGCCAGAGUUCUCUGUGUGCUGCUGUGUCAUCUUUGAAAUCAAGACAAAGCUGGGCUCGACUUUGAAGAGUCCCCGUUUUGAUAAUAAAUAGGCACAGGGAAUGCAUGUGAAUAAUAUGUAGAAAUCAAGCCUAGGUCUUGAUCGAAAAUCUGUAUAUUGGUUCAAAAUUAUAGUCAUAACCCAUUGAUUCAGCUUAUUCAUUUGAUGUUUCGAAAGUUCCAGUAAUCAUUUUUUUUUUUUUCUUUUUGCGGUAUGCGGGCCUCUCACUGUUGUGGCCUCUCCCGUUGCGGAGCACAGGCUCCGGACGCGCAGGCCCAGAGGCCAUGGCUCGCGGGCCCAGCCGCUCCGCGGCAUAUGGGAUCCUCCCAGACCGGGGCACGAACCCGUAUCCCCUGCAUCGGCAGGCGGACUCUCAACCACUGCGCCACCAGGGAGGCUCUCCAGUAAUCAUUUUUUGCAAUGAUUAUGGAUACUACAUAGUACUUUGGUGUUAUCUGCUUUUCAAAAAUAAAGUCUUUUGUUCACUCUGUGAACUAUUCAUCAAUUC